Messenger RNA from Ostreococcus lucimarinus CCE9901, 552 nucleotides. RefSeq lists its product with no specific name. The transcript has a single exon. NCBI's taxonomy places the organism in Eukaryota, Viridiplantae, Chlorophyta, Mamiellophyceae, Mamiellales, Bathycoccaceae. The annotation marks the transcript as partial. The record is from RefSeq and is a predicted model, not a curated record.
UUGCGAGCGAAUAUCGACGCGUUGCGCGAAGAGUUGGAAGAGUCGAGAUGGGCGCGCGAGGCGCUGGAGACGCGCGUGCAGGAGGCGGAGAAGAUCGCCGCCGAGGCGCGCUCGAAGACAAUCGAGAGCGCGUUGGAUCCGCAAAACCAGUUGACGAACGAGCAAGUGGCCGCGCUCAGGGCGGAGAUCGAACAAGUGGAGUAUUUGAAACGUUUACUCGCGCGCGCGGAGCAGAUGCGUAACGUCGCGCGCGCGGAGACGAAACAGGCGCGCGACAAACACGAGAGCGAUUUGGAAAUCGUUCGCAAGGAAGUCGCCGUCAUGGACGCCGAGAUGGAAAAUUUACGGCGGCGCGUGAAAAAGGACAAAGCGAAAAUUGAGGCGAUGGAACGCACGACCAUCGAGGCCGCGGAUGAAUUCGCGACGCUGUACUCGCGACAAGAGAACACCAGACGUCUCCUCGGCGCGUGCAUCGUCGCCAUCCUCGCCCUCGUCGUGCGCCUCGGUCUAUCGGGGCAAACUUUCAUGAUGAAAAACAUGUAUCAGUACUGA